AGAGUAUUAAUGGUGAAGAUUGUGUGGUGGCAGAGAGGCAGAUGCAAAUAUUCAAGUUGUGAGAAGGCAAAUUAAUUAAAGAAGGUGCAUGGGAGUGGGGAUUGUUGAGAAGAUGGGUAGGUCUGUAUGAUUUAUUAUUCCCUCUUUAAUUACUUUACUACUACUUCUCCUUCAUUAACUAAGCUUCUAUCAACUCAAAAAAAUAAAUCUUUUAUUUUUCUUGUUAAUCUUCUUCUUCUAUUAGUAAACUUUCUGCUGCUUUUAAUUCCUUCGACUCGUCAGAUCAUCCAUCAUGUAAAAAAAAACAAUGUUUAUCUUUUGACUCUCUGUCGUCCAUUUAUAUAAAUUGUAUGCAGAUGUUGUUGCAGCUCUCAAUCAUCAUCAUCAUUACCCUGAAACUCAUUUAGGGUUUUGUCCUCAGUAUAUUAAAUUUUCUUUCACCAACCUUUCUUUCUCAGCAUUUAAACAUUGUUUGAGUGUGUGAAAAGAAAAGGAUGUUUCAGUGAAGGUCAUUUUCUUAGUUUCCUUUUCUCUUUGCUAAUUAAGAGAAGAAGGUCACUGUAUUUUUUCUAGUAAUGGUGCUGUAGUUUUUAAUUUUCUCUUUCAUUCCUUUCCUUUUUUUUCCCCACUCAUACAAACUUUUGUGUUCUUUUCAUUUCCUUUGGGCACUGAAUGAAAUGGACACUGUUGGAAGGAAGAGACAAGUUUUAGUACUACUCUUGUUUUGGUCUUUCUUCUUUUUGUGCCAAACAUCUAAAGCAGCAGCUGCCAAAAUUCCAAGUAAUUUGAACUACACAAAGUAUAGACAAGUUAGCAACUUAAGACUUGAAAGAAUUGAAAGGCACUUGGACAAGAUUAACAAGCCUUCUGUCUUCACCAUUGAGAGCCCAGAUGGAGAUAUCAUAGAUUGUGUUCAUAAAAGAAAACAACCAGCUUUAGAUCAUCCUCUUCUCAAGAAUCACAAGAUUCAGAAGGUUCCACCAGAGAUUCCAAAACUGAAGAUGGUAAAAACAGACGGCGUGAGAGAUGUAAGUAACAGUAGCAAAAGUAGUGAUGAAAGAUUGGGUGCAGUAAAUUGGCAACUAUGGCACAAAAAUGGGCAGCGCUGCCCUAAAGGAACGGUUCCGAUACGGCGGAGCAAAGUGAAUGAUGUGCUCAGAGCUAAGUCUUUGUAUGAUUUUGGCAAGAAAAAACGCCAUGGAUUACCUCUUGCUCGUCGUGUUGAUGCUCCUGAUGUUGUCAGUGGCAAUGGCCAUGAG
Messenger RNA from Nicotiana tabacum (common tobacco), 1259 nucleotides. Lineage: Eukaryota; Viridiplantae; Streptophyta; Magnoliopsida; Solanales; Solanaceae. The record is from RefSeq and is a predicted model, not a curated record.